AAUUAUACACGUUUACGUUGCCUUCCCUCUUAUCCAUGAAUCACACGUAAAGAUACGGAACUCUACAGAGAGCAAAGCAAUAUACUCUUCCAUUUGGGAGCAUGGAUCUCACUUGGCAUCUUAUUGCACUGUCACUAGUGUUCUGCGUUGGAAACGUAGACAUAGGAUGCUACAGGUCUGAUGUUGGCUUAUUUUGCAAUGGCCAACAGCAGGCUGAAUGGUGGUGCCGCACUGUCAUGACCAUGCUGCAAGGUACUUCCUCAAGCCACUUCAAGCGGUAUUGGCCAUACUGUUGGUGCCCGCAAACGUCGUCAACUAUGUCGCCCGCUGUGUCGUCAACUGCGUCACCAAAAAAGCGACCAACUGACGAUCCACCUGUAGCACGCCCAGGCGUUUGCAAUCAAGAAGGAACUUACUGUCGGCCAAUAUAUAAUGUCUCUGAUAUCUACAAUACGAUUCCAGGGAUUUUUGUCACCCGGGAAACCUUAGCUGAAUCGGACAUUGCCAAGUACGGCACAAAGUUGCCUAUCUUGUCCAUGUCUAGGGAAAGUCUUGGUCUGACGACUGGCUAUAUCAAAGUGGUUCCUAUAAGGAAACGCAAACGACGAGCUGGUGGUGGUGGGCUAGUCAGCGACAGAAAUAGAUGCUGUGAAGGUUUUAGCUUCUACCAUUGUCCUGGUGAUGACGAUACUGUAACAGAAGUUGUCGGCGGCCAAGACAUCGUAUGGCGGCCAAUGCAGUCAAAACCUGACUGUACUGGAGAAUAUAUCCAGGUCGUGCAAGUGAAAGCUUGCAGUCCCAGCAGCUGUAAUCAAGGGACGACAUCACCGGGAAACUGUGAAGCCGAAUUCCACAAUCACGCCGUCCUGAUGACAUGCAAUCCCAAGUGCCCUCAGAAUGUACCAGAGUUGAAAUUCCAGUUUCUGAGUUACCCCUCUGCUUGUCUUUGCCUCAAUACGUAAUUACGACACACGGUAGUACAUGCAGACCACCGGAUACCAAAAUUAAUAGUAGAUGAGGACAAUACUCUGAUAUUUCUUAAAUUGUACAUGUAGUCUCACUGCUUGUCCCAAAGUGCUCAGAACGCUGCUGGAAACAUUAGGAGCUCAUUUAGGCUGUAGAAUCUGAACAAGGGCUCGGGCGUGGCUUAAAUUAUGUGUUUGCUAGCACUUUUAUCGAGAUAAUUGCCUAACUGCACACGUAUAAUGCACCAAUUUCUUGAAUGAACAUCGUACAUCGAUCGAUCGUUCGAAUGAACAUCAUUAAUGACGUCGCUAUGCUCACACCCCCGCAGGCAACACUUGGAGUACAUUUCAAAUAGGCCAUAAAAUCUGAACAAUGGACGUGGCUUAAACUACACACUGGGCAAAAAGGUUGUCCCACCACUAAUUCCAUGUGCUUUUUUUUUUACGAAUUAUCACAAGUGUAAAUUGUUAUAAACAGUGCUUUUUAUUCCAGAUACCAUGUCUGGCAUGCUCAUUGGUACAGGAAAUACAAAACUGGGGUGAAGAUAUCCAUAUUUUAUACCACUUAUUCAAAUUUAUAAAAAAUACAUGUACCCCCUCAAACCCAACUGAGGAGCUAUGGCAUGGACUGGAGACACGUGACCUUUAAGAAGCACAUCCUAAUGCUUAUUGUGUGUAAAUUUGGUGACAUUUGGUGGUGUCAUUUCAAUUUAUUGAACAUUUUUUACCUCUGUGGAAACCACAGUGAAACAUCGGAUUUGAGGGGGUACAUGCUAUAAAUUUGAACAAUUGGCAUGAGAAAUGGAUAUCUUGACCCCUAUUUGUGUUUUUACUGUACCGUUAAACAUGUUAGAUAAUUAAAUGCAUGGGCAGAGAAAAAUGAAAUCAUUAAUGAGGUGCAAGCAGGUUUUCGAAAAUCUUAUUCAACAUCGAUAAUAUAUUUAUUUUAGAUACACUUAUACGUAAAUAUUUAUCAAAAA
Messenger RNA from Lingula anatina, 1945 nucleotides. RefSeq lists its product as uncharacterized. Lineage: Eukaryota; Metazoa; Brachiopoda; Lingulata; Lingulida; Lingulidae. The record is from RefSeq and is a predicted model, not a curated record.